AUGAAGUCCUUCGCUGCCGCUACCGUUCUCUUCGCCGCCCUCGCCGAGGUUGCCCACGGCCACUACAUCUUCCAAUACCUGACCGCCAACGGCGUCAAGGGCGCCCAAUACCAAAACAUCCGCCGCAACACAAACAACAACUCGCCCGUGACGGACCUGUCGAGCGCGGACCUGCGCUGCAACGUGGGCGGCGGGUCGGGCGGCUCGACGAGCACCGUGGCCGUGGCCGCGGGGUCCAGCGUCACCUUCACGGCGGACCAGGCCGUCUACCACCAGGGCCCCGUCGCCUUCUACAUGACCAAGGUGGACAACGCGGCCACGGCCGACGGCAGCACGGAUUGGUUCAAGAUCAAGGAGAUUGGGCCGACCUUCUCGGGCGGCCAGGCCAAGUGGGAUUUGAGCAUCUCCUACACGGCUACCAUCCCCUCGUGCAUCCCCGCAGGCGACUACCUCCUCCGCAUCGAGCAGCUCGGCAUUCACAACCCGGGCUCCCCGCCCCAAUUCUACAUCUCCUGCGCCCAGAUCAAGGUCACGGGCGGCGGCAGCAAGCUCUUGUCCCCCACGACCAAGAUCCCGGGUCACGUCAAGGCGUCGGAUCCGGGAUACACGGCCAACAUCUACCAGCCUUCUUUCACCUCGUAUACGGUUCCGGGACCCAAGGUGGCGACUUGCUAG
Molecule: messenger RNA, 675 nt
Organism: Westerdykella ornata
Lineage: Eukaryota; Fungi; Ascomycota; Dothideomycetes; Pleosporales; Sporormiaceae
Exons: 3
Coding region: 1-675 (224 amino acids)
Source: RefSeq, a predicted model, not a curated record